Messenger RNA from Styela clava, 2126 nucleotides. RefSeq names its product cystatin-A1-like. The record is from RefSeq and is a predicted model, not a curated record. Gene Ontology annotation, cellular component: cytosol. NCBI's taxonomy places the organism in Eukaryota, Metazoa, Chordata, Ascidiacea, Stolidobranchia, Styelidae. Gene Ontology annotation, molecular function: cysteine-type endopeptidase inhibitor activity.
UUUUAACAGAUAACUAAUUGAAUUAAUAGAAAUGAAAUCGCCAGUGUGUGCGUUGUUGUUAUUGACAUUCAUAUCCAGCACGAUGGCCCAUGGAAUGAUGGUUGGGGGAUUCACGGAAGCAAAGGAUCCUACAGAUGAUGUGGUUGAACUUGCCAAGCUGAUGAGACCUUCUGUCGAAAAGACUUUAUGCGUGAAAAAAGAAUUUUGUGCGUUCGACCAUUACCAUGUUCUGUCGUACAUGUCUCAAGUAGUUGCUGGUACGAAUUAUAUCAUUAAGAUUGACAUCGGGCAGAAGGAACCCAUUGCAAUCAAAGUGUUCGUGCCUUUACCAUACACCGAGAAACCCCCUGAAUUGGUAAAAGUUGUCCAGAUGGAACCAAACGAACGAUUUGGAUUCGAGCUGUUUGGAAAGAAAAAACACCCAAAGCGUGUUGAUUUGUAUUAAAUCUAUUUGUCGUACUUUUGAUUCACAGAUGCAGUAUUGUAUUGUAUAUUUUAUGAUACUUUGGCUUAUUUUUUGACAAGCAGCAAUUGGCUGUUAUAUUAUCAUGAUCAUUUUUAAUUGAACUUAAAAAUUUAAUCAUCAACCGUCAAACAGGAGCUCUUUUUUAUUAAUGUAAUCAUAACAUACUUAUCGAUUAUUUUCACGGGCUUUACCUAAUUUUAGUGUGGACAUAGACUUUGUCAAACACUCAACUGAUGUAUAUGUAUGUAGGGUACCCAUUUUUUUUUUUUUUUUUUUAAGGGGGGUGCGGAUUGGAACCCUCCCUUUUUUUAAAUGAGAAAAAAAUGGUUCUCCAGAAGUAUGCGCACCAAGAUGUCGUACAAUCUGAAUCCUAACGGGUACACACAUACUAUUUUCAGAUUGUGCGCCAGCUUGGUGCGCAUACUUCUGGGGGGGUCCAAAAAAAUUUCCCAUUUGCAAUUGUACAUAGAAAUUUUUUCAUAGCUUAAAAAACUUUUUAGAAUCUAAAGACUCUUGAGAUUCCACGUUUUCUGGCAACUAGUGGGGCUCACUAAAUGUUACGGCCUAGCUUGGCAUUCAGAAGUUUCAGAUUUUUUUGUUUGAAAAUCCUGGGCUUACACCCUGGCAUGCAUGCACAAAUAUAUCGCCCCUAAAUUAACUUACAUCACAUCUCAAGGUUUCGGGAAAACCAUUUUUUUAAUAAUUUUGUUCCACCAGCCAAACCUGAAAAUGGGCGUAAGUCAAAACUUGAAAUUGAAGACUAGAAUAGGUAGACUUAAAGAUGACCCCUUGUCAUGAGAUCAGAAGUCCAUUUCAGUCCACUUCAGGCAAAAAAAGAUAUGGCUUUAAUCAAAGAGUGAAUAAUAAAAAUUAAUUGAUUGAAUGAUAAUUAACCUUAAAUGACUUUUAUAAGAGAGUUUUUCACACCUCUUUUCGCACCUGAGACUCAAGUUAGGCAACAAAGAUCCCUUUAGAAUUUCUUUGUUUCAUUUUUGAUUAUUGUAAUCAGCAUCGUGAAUAUACAGGAUGUCCAAAAUUUAUUUUUGGCGAAAUCACUUGGACACCCUGUAUGUUCUUGUACUGUUGUGAAGUUCGCCAAAUGGCAGUGGCUUCUUGUGCAGGAUUUUGUUUGGGGGUGAAAGGUAUAUUUAAAAACCUUCAAUAUUCAAGAUACCGUAUUUGCUCGUUUUGUAGCCCGGGCCCAUAUUUUUUUAACCAAACUCACUAAUCGGGCCCUUAUUCAAACCGGCCCUUAUUCAAGCACGGGCCCUUGUUAUCUUUAAGGUAAAAUUGCGACGCCCUAUCAUUAUUGAAAUGACGCACUCCGCGACGCCCAGUUUGAGAACCACGUGUGAGUGUUAUCUACCAGCGCUUAAAAUUCAACAGCGUUGUGACAAAAGCGCUUCUUAUUUCCUAUUGUUCUCUACCACUGAAAAAUCAGCUUUUACAUCGGGCGGGUAUUCAAGCACCGUCCCUUAUUUAUUUUUAUGUUCUGUUCACAUGGGCGGCUAUUCAAACGGGCCCUUAAUGAAGAUCGGGCGGUAAGACGAGCAUAUACGAUAGUCUAAAUAUGUUUUUAUGUUUAUGACACUAUACUUGACAUUAUAUCAUAAUUGACAUUUUAGUAAUGUUGCAAUAAAUUUCCUCAACCAAUUUUUGA